Messenger RNA from Mercenaria mercenaria, 1802 nucleotides. RefSeq names its product methyltransferase-like protein 27. The transcript is spliced from 7 exons. Lineage: Eukaryota; Metazoa; Mollusca; Bivalvia; Venerida; Veneridae. The record is from RefSeq and is a predicted model, not a curated record. The coding region runs from base 263 to 1069 and encodes 268 amino acids.
UCAUCUUUUUAAUUGCAUUUUCGCGUGUCUCAGCUGCGCGCAAAAUACUUGCGACCAUUCCAUCGACUAUUCUGAAAGGGAGAAAAACAAUUAUCGCAAUGGGCAAAAUUGACAGUUAAUUCUUAGAUUUCGCAGAUGCUAAUUUUGAUACGUGAAAGAAACGAUUAAUAAUUAUGAGAGGACUGACAGCUUUUUAAUAAGAAAUUGUGAGCAGUUUGCAAUUUCUAGUUCAAAAUCUCUACAUUGGAAACCAGAUAUCCAGAUGUUGAUGUAUAACAUGACGAAGAUGGACUCCACUCCCAAGAAGAAAACCAAAACCCAUUGGUUUUGUUACAACAGUGCAUAUUACAAAGUUAACAGAUCUGGAGACGAAAGAGAUGAAGUAGAAGAGAAAAAGACCCGGGAAUUCAUGGCGAAAUAUAUGGCAAACUAUAGGGCCCAUAGAAAGGGCAUGUCACCACUGGAAGUGGCAGACUAUUAUUCACACUGGGCUGAAAAUAUGAAAUACGAUGAGGAUUUGAAUUCGGGAACAUAUAAUGGACCAACAAUCAUAGCUGACGAGGUAGCUGAUUGUUUUCCUGAAAAUAGAGAUAAGAUUAAGAUUAUAGACAUUGCCUGUGGGACUGGUCGUGUCGGAGACGAGCUGGCUGUUUAUGGCUUUAAACUUAUCGAUGGCCUUGAUCCUUCUGACGGGAUGUUGAAACAGUGUAGAAACAAAGGCCUCUACAAAAACCUGUACAAAGAAUUCUGCUGUGAUAAAACAUUACCAAUAGAAGAAGAUGUAUACGAUUGUUUAGUAGUAUCUGGAGGGAUGGGAGAGAGUCACAUACCAUGUUCCGGAAUACUCGAGAUGAUACGUAUAGUGAAACCAGGCGGACUAAUUUUGAUCGUGAUGAGGAAGGAAUAUCUGAAGUAUGUAGGAGAGUACGUUGAUAGACUGGAACCUUUCUUUGCCAAACUUGAACGCGAAAACAAGAUGGAAAUGAUCGAACGCAGGGAGGUGACGAACUAUUCCUUUGACAGAGAUGGCGUUGUCUUUAAAAUAAAAGUGAAGAAGAGUGUUAUCUAAAUUGUGUGGACAGUUCAUGUGGAAGAGUGACAUAAAUUUUUUACUGAUCAUUUGAUUCAACGAAUCAGACUUUCUUUGGCAGUUGGGUGAAUGGACAUGAGUCAGUCGAUUGCAAGGAUAGAAUGCAUUCGUGAAAGUUCUUUUUCAUUGAAUAGUAUCCAGUUCGUUACUAACAAAGUCAUGAGCUGAGCUGUAUUCUAUAUUUGUACAUACUGUUUUUAUGUGUCUGACAUACAUAUCAAUUGUCACAUAAGCUAUGCUGUUCUUACUUAUAUUGGCUCUGUGUAAAUCUGUGCUACAUGGUACAAGUUUGUAUAUGUUAGAAACUCAUAUUCAAAUGCUGAAAUAGUUCUAGCAAGCUAUUGUAAAAGAAAAUAUAAGGAUUGUAUGUGUUUAUUUUUGCGUUUAUACAGAUAUAGACCACAUUGAGACUUCUUGCAAAUUAUUAUUGUUAAACUGACAAAAAAAAAACCCCAACAAAACAACAACAUAACAAUAAAUAAAUCAAGAUGGCCGCAAGUAUGGCCGACAAAAAUAAACAAAUUAAACAUAUAAUAUUUAUUAGCAGUGUAAAUGUUGCGCUUUUUAUGAAUGCCAAAAUCAAAAUAACGAGUUUUAAUACAUUUGUGUUUGCUUUUAUUGUUUACUCAGUAACGAGUACUGUUAUAUAAACUGUUCAAAAAUAUAUGCUUAAACCGCGAAAUUGAAAAUAAUAAAAUAAAGGUAUAAUAUA